GGAUCUCUGCCCGAGGAGCGGAGCGGCAGAGCGGAGGGACACCGGUACGUGUUCCAAUGCUAUGGGGAGCCGGGAAACAGGAACCGCGGCUACCGGGCCACCGGGACCCCCGAGCCGGGCGGCUCACUGCGGGGACGAGGCGCCUCCAGGCGGCGCAGGGUGUCUCCUCACCGGCCUGGUCAGCUGGAGGCAGAGACCGUGCAGGACUUCAGCCCUGUUUGCUGCAGCCAACGCGGUGAUCUGGUUCGUGGCCUUCAGCUCCUUCAGAACCUGCAGCCUCACGGCCGUCCUGCUGGCUCUGCUGGUCGUCACCGCGACCGCCAGAGACUUUGCUCGGUCCAGAUCCACAGGAGCUCACUUGUGGCGCAGCAUGACGGCAAGCUGGGAGAUCAUUGACUCAAGUCAGGACAGCCAGUCUGGGACUGGACGUCAGCUCAGCAACUCCAUCAAAAUCUUCCUCCAGGAGACAUCGGCUUUCAAACAGCAAAACCCUGGCAAGUUCUGCCUGCUGGUUUGCAGUUUAUGCACCUUCUUUGCUGUCUUAGGACGCUACAUUCCAGGGAUUCUUAUCUCAUAUAUUGUUGUGCUAGGCAUUUUCCUGUGGCCUCUGAUCUCAUUUCACGAGGUUGGUUUGUGGCUGGAGCCAGUUCUGCAGAAGCUGGACUUUGGCAUCGGGGAGUUCCUUCAGAAAAUCAAAGAGAACCAUGAGAAGAGAAUCAUGCAGGCUCAGACUGAGAGAGAAGGCAUCGAGUCGGACCUCUCCUCCAUGUUUCCCAAGCUCGACUCCACAGUCUGUAAGGAAAUGUCUCUGUCGGACACUGAGGUGUCUGAUGUGACGUGGACGGACAACGGCACUUUUAACCUGUCGGAAGGAAACACACCUCAGACUGAGAACUCAGAGGACCUCGACAGAGAAGAGGCGUUCACUGGAGGCCUUCCAGAAUUCCCCUCACUUGACAACGGUGCAACGACCAACGGUGACGACGACGAUGACUUCAGCCUCGGCCUUUCCUCGCCUCCCCCUCAGCUGCCGAUCAAAUCCAAGCAUACGCCCUCUCCUCACAAAGACCAACCCGCCGACAGAGCCCUGGAAUUGGUCAAUCAGAUGGCGGGCGACUUCAUCGCCGCCGCCGUCACAGCCGCCAUGCAGGAGAGAAUAGAAGCGGCCGUUGGCUUCUCGGCGCUGAGCUCCGACUCUGAGCGGUCAAGACUCCCAGAUACCACCAGGCUGCUGGAGCUGGCGGAGGAGUCGGACAGCGACGUGGAGGACUUUGAGCUGCUGGACCAGUCGGAGCUGGAGCAACUGGAGGGGGAGCUGGGGCUGGGAGAGGCGAAGGCCCAGGCCAAAGAGGAGGCCCAGGCCAAGAGUGACAAGCCGGCCUCUCCUGGAUUCUUCUCCAAACUCCUGAGUCGCCACUGAUCGAUGAAGAGUACAAUCUGCAUGGGAAGGAGGAGGGCUAGAGGACAUGUGGAGGGGAGGCCGGGGUUGUUCUGGUCACAGAAGGGGGGGUUGUGAGAAAACAAUGUUUCCAUUAUCUUCUUUUUUUUUUCCUGUAGUGCUAACAUCAACCAUUCAAAACAGUUUGUCAAAAAGAAAUGCAGUCGGAAGUUACUUUAAUCAGAUCAUCUCAUCCUAAUGCCGAGAUCAGACUACAUGAUAUCAACCAGAUAAUGACCCGACCCGACAAUAAAACUACUAAUGAGGCACCUGGGACACCGCACUGCGAGGUGUUGGUGUGAGCGAGAGGAAACAAAAGUGAAAAUAAUUCACUGUAGACCUUGGAGGGGGCUUUUGCCUGUGCAAUCUGCACGUCACUGCACAUUUAUUUAUUUAUCUAUUUAUUUUUUCAACAUUUAUUUGGUCCCUUGUUGUGCACCCUCUACAGUUCUUUGCCUGUACUGCCCAGCAGCCAGGUCAGAGCAUAUUUGAUCAGCCUACUGGUCCAUAAUUGUCCAUGACCAUCACGAUAUAUACGAACACAUCGUGUAGUCUGAUCCCGGCACCAAUAGUUGUUGAUGGUUUUAGGACUUUCGGGCUGGUUUUGGUUCUAAUCAAUUCCUGUAGUUACAUUUGUCUUUUCAAAGCAAUUUUUAUCACCUAAUCAAAUUGUUUAGAUCAAUUUAGCAUUUCUAAAUAGUAUACAAACACUUAUUAAGUGUUGUUAAGACACUAUAAGUUAUUUGUAAGCAAAUAAGGACAUUUGUGGACAACUAUGACUAUAAUAGUCAGGGUUUAAUGGUUCUGAGACCGAAACCGUGACACCGUGUAUAAUUAAUAGAAUACAAUUAGCAAUUGAAAUAUAAUUUAAAAUGUCAUAUUUUAUAUUGAAAUCAAAUAUGCAUACAUACUUUAUAUGAUUACAGUUAUGUUGUAUUGUUUUAUCAAUCAUUAAUUAUCUGUUCAUGCACUAAAAAUGCAUUAAAAUGUCUUUAUAUCUGCUUACAACUAAAUGUGUUAUAAACCGUUUAAUAACUAUGUAUUGCUUAUAAAUGCUUAUAAUACAUUUGUCUCUGGUUUAGUCACAAACUAUUAAAAACUGAUAUUGAUCUUCUCAACAACCUAAGAUGAUGAGUAACAAGAAAACUUCCUAAAAUACUGAACCGUUCACACAUAGACUUAAAUGCUUCCAAACAGACUUUUGCUCUAAUUGUAAACCAAGCCUAAAUACAUCCCAAAAAGGCAUCGGGGAGACGAGUAUAACUGCAGCAAAAUGCACAUUUUACGAGUAAAAAAAGAAGAAAACCAUCGUGUUACAUAUUAUUAAUAUAUAUUAUAACUGACUGCCUUCAGUUUCAAAACCCCCCAGUAACAGCUGCUACAAUGUAGACAGCUCACAAAACUCACUUUCACACCAAAUUGAUUCAUCCAACUACAUUACCCAGAAUUCAACAGGAAUUUGUAGACAAUCACUUGGCAAUCAAAACUCAUUUUAAUGCUCAAAAUAUGUACUACUGGUUGGAUGGUUGACUAUGAGGAUUAAAACGUAGGAAACCUUUUUUUUAUUUCCUUUUUUUUAAAUUUUAUAUAAAAAUGUAUGUAUUAGAGGAACUUUUAUUUUAUAACAACAUGCAGCAGUUCUCAAAUACUAUGCAUGGACAUUUUGAGACAAACAUAUUUAAACAAUAAAAAACCUUUUACUUUCAGUGCUUCCAUGAAUCUCACAUGGGUCAUUGUGGUUGACUUUGCAUUUGGAUCAUCCUCUAACUCAAAAUUGCAAACUAAAUUUAACAAACUCGUAGCUUGCUGACCAGUUUGCCUUCAGCUGAGAGGCUCAGUUAACGGUGAUUGAUGUUUUUCAGAGAUAUAUUCUCCCAACAAUAAAGUUUUGGGCUUUAGAGUCUGAGAUCAUGGGUGAAAAGGCGCCAGGGGUGGAUGAGAUGAGGCCUGAGAUGAGGCUCUGGACCUUGUUGGUACUGUGCCGGAAAACGAUGGAUUGCGCCCUCCGGGUUGAAGGGAGUUCAAGUAACCUGGGUUCACGAGCGAGGUUAUAAUGGAGCGGGAGAUGGACGGGCGAUAUUCGGUGCGGGGUCAGCAGAGAUGGACCGUUGAGCCCGAAGGCAAAGCUCUUGAUUUACCAGUCCGACCCUCACCUAAGGUCAUGAGCUUUGGGUAGUACGAGAGGUUAAGAGGUUGAGUUGGUUCCAUUACAUGUUUACGAUGCUAGUGAAGCAUUGGACACUUUGGUGUUGGACGAGACCUGCAGCAACAGAACGGGAUUCUACCCGAGUGGGUUUGACUAAAUAUUAUUAAGUUGGACUGACUCAAGUCCGUCGUCAAAUCUCUGCUACAAGUAAACAGGUGAACCCUUGAAGACCUCUGUUCCUCACAUCAUAGGAUGAUCCAAAAAGUCAAGAGUUCAAAUAAAGUUUUAGUGCACUGAAAGUUGAAUGUUAUCAGAUGGCUUAUUUCCAUUUGCACCUUAAUGAUUAUUUAACGAUGCAUCGAUGUAGGGCAUUCUGCUGCAAUCAUGGAUUCACAGAAUGAAGACGAAGUGUGACUGAACUGUUUCUGUGUCAUGCCUUGUACAUUAUAAAUACACUGUUUUCAUGAUAAAGACACAGCAAUGUAUAAUGUAUCCUCUUGAAUGAAUCAUGUAUUGCCUUGUAUUAGCAUAACUCUAACAAUGACAUGUUUGUUUAUCAGUCCCUGAGAGGACUUUGUAGUGGCUGCAGUUCAUUUCUAGCUCUCAUGUGAUAACUGUAUAAGACAAAGAAUAUUCCAACUUCUGAGUAAGAGUUUAUGCAGAGUCAGGCUUCACUGAAUAAAUACCUUUUUUAAUAUUUAGUUAUAAAAUGAUUCAUGUUUUUCAUUUAUCUUCUGGUUGUAUCGUGGUGGCUUCCAUGUAUUUGUCUAAAACUGAAAAGUGUGUUUGAACUUAGUUCCAAAAUAUGUUGGUGGGUCAGAACCAAAAGGCAUUAACAAAAUGUACUUUUAUGUAAUUAAACAAUAAAAUGUUGAAACAG
Molecule: messenger RNA, 4464 nt
Organism: Anarrhichthys ocellatus (wolf-eel)
Lineage: Eukaryota; Metazoa; Chordata; Actinopteri; Perciformes; Anarhichadidae
Gene: retreg1
Product: reticulophagy regulator 1
Exons: 9
Coding region: 62-1420 (452 amino acids)
Biological process (GO): reticulophagy; negative regulation of neuron apoptotic process
Cellular component (GO): endoplasmic reticulum membrane
Source: RefSeq, a predicted model, not a curated record